CUCCCUCAACAGCUUCGGACCCUCGCCCGACCUUGCCACCCUGGACGGAUCCUACCCUGCCUCAAUGACCAAGACCAACCCGCCUCAGCUGUAGACGCGUGCUUCAAGUUCAGAAAUCAGAACCAAGGUUCAGUUUGGUUCAUCAAGAAACUUAGGAGGAAAGUCACUAAUAAGGCACGUGUUGAAGGAUCAAUUGUGGAGGCGUAUCUUCUGGAAGAAAUUACCCACUUCACCUCGCUGUAUCUACCUAAUCUCAUUGCAAACUCACAAAACCGGCCAACCCGUUAUGCUCAAGAGGAUCAGCCUUCUACAAGUACCCUUGGCAUGUUUCAACUCCGGGGAUGGAAAUGUGGAAGGGGUGUGCCCAGACUUUUAACAACAGAGGAGUACAAGCAAGCCAUGAUUUAUGUGUUAACAAACCUACCAGAAAUGGAUGAAUAUGUACAGAAGUUUGAAGAUGAGCAGUGGAGGCGUCCUCAACCACCAACUCCAAAGCAAUUGAAAAACUUGAGGCUUAAUGGAGCCGGUCAUGGAAAGCCAAACUUGCUGGAUUGGUUCAAAGAUUAUUGCAUCAAACAUACUAGCGUACUUGAUGAGUUGCGGAUAUUGUCAAGAGGAUGCCGCUUUAAAGUGAAGUCCUAUGAUAUUUAUGAAGUAAAUGGGUAUAGGUUUCGCUCAGAGAGUUAUGAAAAGAAGAAGAGAAGGCUAAGCACUGUCAACUCUGGUGUGCUCGCUGUUGGUGAAGUGCUAGAGUACUAUGGCAUUAUAAAAGACAUAAUAGAGCUGAAGUUUGACGGCGACGAGGACUUUAGCCUUGUAUUAUUUGAAUGUCACUGGUUCCACCCAAUUGAUGGAGUUCGACGACGAGAUGCCAUAUGAUUGGUGGAAGUUAAACAUGAGUCAACCAAUCCAGCAAAUGAGCCAUUUGUGCUUGCUAGCCAAGUAACACAAGUUUAUUAUCUUCCAUAUGCAUGCAAGUCGGAUCCAAAUUUAAAUAAGUGGUGGAUUGCAUACAAGGUCAGGCCUCCAGGAAGCUUGCCCAUUCCCUCGCUGGAUGACUACAAUGCUGAAGAAACACCUUCAAAUGUUGAUGACGUCUACGAAGAGGAUGCUUUGGAUGGUGUUUCCAAGAUAUACAUUAAUAUUGGAGAUGGCCUGGAUAACCUUACCAUCAAUGAGACUGAUGAAAUUGUUAACCCAAAAGAUCUAGAAGCGAUAAAGAAGCGACAAAGUGAAAUAACCCCGAAGGCUAAACUGCCUAUUUCAGCACCAUUUGAGGAGGAAGAAACUGACUCUGAUGCAGAAUCAAAAGAUGGAGAGGACUUGCAAUUAUCUCAUGAAGACAUUCUAGUAGUUUUCUUGUUGUUUGAGAUGACAUUUUCCUCCAUGUAUUUUUAAAUCUGGACAUUGAUGAUUUCUGGUUGUUUCCCUUUGUGUUGAACUUAAAAUUCUAUCUCUUGUGGUUAUAUUUGUCUCUAGUUGUUUCUCUUUGUGUUGCACAUCUUUCUGUUGCUAUACUUAUGCCAAUUCAGAAAUGUGUAAUUUUAGUUAUGUUUUCUGUGGACCUUACUAAUGCAUUUCAAUUUAGUUUUAUAGGAUGACAAUUUCGCACUGCCGCCGCCGGGGGUCAUCCUCUACUAGCAGUGCUACUACAAGUGCAACACCAGGGCAAGAGAUGGUUGCAUCCCCAGAAAUGUCCGCUUGUACAAAUGAUGAUGAGUGGCUUCCACCUCCAAAAUUCUUAAGAGGUUCUGCAGAACUUCCACCACCUAUUGGCAAUGAGUCUGAACGUCCAUUGAUUAGACCUGGUGGUGACACAUGAGUUAUCAUUUAAUCCAUGCAUUACAGAUUGGCACACCUUGAGGUGUUUUAUAUGUACAACAUGACAUACCUUGGGGUGUGUUUAACUUAUAUCUAUUUUCUUGUCCUGGGCACUGGUUAGAAUUACCUACACUAAGAAACAAUGUGAGAAAGCCAAAUGGUGUGCUAACAAUCCUUUUAAAGACGCAUCAUCCUGGUUUGGUUGAGCAAAAAGGAAAACUUGUGUUUGCAUCAACUUGGGAACACUAUAAGCUAAAGCCCAGUGAUAGGGGUUGUCCAAAAGCAGAGGAAAUCGAGGAAGAAUUUUGGGUAACAAAUCUGGGUCCUUUUCGAAGUGUACUGCUGUAGUAAAUAUAAGUAACAGUUGAUUUCUUUUAGAAGUGUACCACUAUAGUAAAUAUAAGUAACAAUUGAUUUUUUGUGAUCUAUAUUGCAGCUGAGGUUUAGGCAUGAGGCUGAGUAUGAGGCAAGUGCAAGGCUCCAUAUUGGCAGGUGUUGCAACCAACUCUUGGAUAAUGUUCUGUACUAUGCUCGCAUACAGGCCGUGAGGGACCAUUAUUACAAACUUGAGAAUCGCAGACUGAAAGAAAAACAUGCUGGACGACGUUAUCUUGAAAAACAUGAGUACAUGGCUGUAAGACCAUGGUGGUGCACUGUUGUUUCCUGGGAGGCCUUAGUUGAUGAAUGGUGUGAUGUUAAUUGGAUUGCGACAUCUAAGAAAAAUCGUGAUAAUCGCCUCAACUCUAAGUACAAGGCCCAUAGAGGUGGAUC
This is a messenger RNA of Aegilops tauschii subsp. strangulata, 2592 nucleotides long. The record is from RefSeq and is a predicted model, not a curated record. Lineage: Eukaryota; Viridiplantae; Streptophyta; Magnoliopsida; Poales; Poaceae.